AUGGGUGGCGGACUGGCACAACUUCUCGCUGAGAAUGACUACGAACUACUGCUCGAAGACCCGAGUGAGGAGCAGAUGGAUGCCGUAAUCCAAUCGGCCAAGAAGACAAGCUCUAAAGACACAUCAAAGCAAUUCUCCAAGUAUAGCGACAUGCAGAAGCUUUGCGAUGACCUCGACCGGCCCCGAGUCUUCCUCUGGAGCUUACCGCACGGUGGUGUUGGCGACGGAGUCCUCGGCAGUAUGCUACCGUACCUCGAGAAGGGAGACAUCAUCAUCGACUGCGGCAACGAGCACUGGGAGAACACUGAGCGGAGACAAGGCAAGUGUGUCACGAAGGGUAUUCGCUACGUUGGGUGCGGUGUUAGCGGUGGCUACCAAGCAGCGAGACGCGGACCUUCCAUGUGCCCAGGCGCGGAUGAUGAAACGCUUGAGCUCGUGCUACCAAUGCUCAAGAAGAUCGCCGCCAAGGCUCCAGACGGCACUCCCUGCGUCGCUCCUGUCGGCACCGGUGGCGCAGGCCAUUACUGCAAAAUGAUCCAUAACGGCAUCGAGCAUGGCAUGAUGAGUGCCAUCGCCGAAGCCUACGCGAUCAUGCGUGUCGGUCUGUCCAUGUCUCUUGAUGAAAUAAGCAAUGUCUUCGACGAGUGGAACAGCAAAGGUGAGCUACAGCAGACCUUUCUCAUCUGGAUCAGCCGCGACAUCUGCCGAACCAAGGAUCCGAAGACGGGCGAGUACGUUCUCGACACCGUCGAGGACAAAGUCGUCCAAGACUACACCGGCGAAGAAGGCACCGGUAUCUGGUCAAACACCGAAGCCGUCGAACGACACGUCCCAGCUCCGACUCUCACCAUGGCGCACUACUUUCGCAUCGCGUCCGGCGAUCGUCAUCAGCGCGCCACCAUUCAAAAGAUAUUUGGUGUCGGUUCUGGCAAACCCAACGACGACCAUACCGCCGUCUUCCCACCGCAAAAGCUCGAAGGUGUCUCUGACCGGAAAGCCUUCCUCGAAGACCUCCGCAUGGCCGUCUAUACUGCCUGCUUAGCGGCAUACUGCCAAGGCAUGAUCAUCAUCGACAAAGCCGACCGCGCCAACCAUUUCAACGUCAAUUACACCUCGCUCCUCCAGAUCUGGCGCGCCGGUUGCAUCAUUCAAGCCGACUACAUCAACGAGAAGCUUUUACAACCUAUCUACACUUCCAAGAAGGAGAAGCCGGAUGAGAUUAACCCCCUUUACGAGUCAGAUGUCGCAAACGAUCUCAAGCGUGGGUUUCCGCAUUUGAAGAAGGUUGUUGCGAAGGGUGUGGAGGGCGAUCAUGUGAUUCCGGCUUUGAGCGCGACGCUGGAGUAUAUCAAGUAUCAGACAAGUACUGACCUGCCGACGAGCUUCUACGAGGCGCAGUUGGACUACUUUGGAAAUCACAUGUACGACAAGAAGGGGGAUGAUGAGGAGGGCAAGCCGACGGAAGGCAAGUACCAUUACGAAUGGAAGCCUGUCUGA
Molecule: messenger RNA, 1497 nt
Organism: Baudoinia panamericana UAMH 10762
Lineage: Eukaryota; Fungi; Ascomycota; Dothideomycetes; Mycosphaerellales; Teratosphaeriaceae
Exons: 2
Coding region: 1-1497 (498 amino acids)
Biological process (GO): pentose-phosphate shunt; pentose-phosphate shunt, oxidative branch
Cellular component (GO): cytosol
Molecular function (GO): phosphogluconate dehydrogenase (decarboxylating) activity; NADP binding
Source: RefSeq, a predicted model, not a curated record